This is a messenger RNA of Bactrocera dorsalis (oriental fruit fly), 1102 nucleotides long. RefSeq lists its product as uncharacterized. The coding region runs from base 177 to 959 and encodes 260 amino acids. The transcript has 4 exons. Gene Ontology annotation, cellular component: nucleus; transcription regulator complex. The record is from RefSeq and is a predicted model, not a curated record. NCBI's taxonomy places the organism in Eukaryota, Metazoa, Arthropoda, Insecta, Diptera, Tephritidae. Gene Ontology annotation, biological process: regulation of transcription by RNA polymerase II.
UGAUAGCAAAAACUAGCAGCUCUCUCAGUUAUUUACGCUCCUAACUUGUGCUAUCUUCUUUUAUUCUUUUUGGGUUAAGAAACACUUUUCGAGCAAAAACUUAGCUAGCUUGUGAUAGUUAGCAAUUGAGAAACAAACCUAUUAUCAUCGUAUUGAAGCAAACAUAGGAGAAAAUAAUGGAGUUGAAGUUAAUUAAGGUCGUUAAAAGGCAUCCGUGCCUUUUUGAUAGAAGUUCAACAGAUUUUCGUAACCAAUAUUUGAAGGAGGAAGCAUGGGUGGCAGCAGCGAUUUCAACGGGAGCCUCAGUGGAGCAGUGUAAACAACGCUGGAAGUCGCUACGUGACAGAUUUGUGCGAGAGGUGGUGUCGCAGCAAUCGAAGCCAGAAUCUGCAGCGAAAGAGAAGAAUAAGUGGUGCUACUUUGAGUUAUUGAGUUUUUUAACAAAACAUGUAAAUCCUAGAAAAAUGAAAUCAAAAAGACAAUCGAGCAUCGAUGACCAGUCAAUUUCCAGUUAUUCACCUGCAACAACACAGAGCGACUCAUGUCGAACAACCGAUUGCGAAUGGAUGGAAUUGCAACAGGACACAGGUGAGCCAAAUGAUAGCCAAAGCAGCUUCGAGACACCUACUUCCAAAAAAGCGCCAAAGCGUCGACGUUUAGGCGAAGAGCCGCACGAACCUUGCAGUCAACCUGCUAAGCAAAAGCCCGAAAAUAAGGCAUUUUUAGUCAUGUUGGAUGAACUUCUGCAAAAGAAACCAGCGCAAGUGCAGGAAAGCAAGAAUAAUACACAUGAAAGUUUCAAUCAUCUAUGUGGGACUCUUGAGAAGGUGUUCUCUGCUAAGAAGGAGUCCAAGAAUAAAGCGUUUUUAGCGAUGUUAGACGAACUUCUGCAGAAGAAACCAGAGGAAGUGCAGGAGAAGUUGAAAAUGGAAGUUUUAAACCAUGUACAUAAUUCUUAAUAUAUUUUUAAAUACUUCGAUUAAGGAAUAAUUAUUUUUAGUAUAAUCGUACAUAAGUAUACAUGUACCAUAAGAAAAUGAAAAUUAGAAAAACACAGCAUUUAUAAAUAUAAAGUAUUGAAAAUUAUAGAUUUAAAGAAAAA